This is a messenger RNA of Wallemia mellicola CBS 633.66, 672 nucleotides long. RefSeq lists its product as hypothetical. The coding region runs from base 132 to 581 and encodes 149 amino acids. The record is from RefSeq and is a predicted model, not a curated record. Lineage: Eukaryota; Fungi; Basidiomycota; Wallemiomycetes; Wallemiales; Wallemiaceae. The transcript has a single exon.
CCACAUCCGAAGAAGUUACUAAAUUUGGGAAUACAACAGAUUGGAACGAUUGUUCAGAUGAUUGCUCUCUGGAAGUCAAUGAUAGUGGUGAUUCUUUGACCCAAGCCGAGCAAACAUCAGGAGCUAGCCGUAUGGCCACACAUAUAUAUGCUUUAGGUGGUUGGGGAAUUGUCGCAAUAUCAUCAGUUGCUAAAAUAGCUAAGUUGCUCGUCCCCCGCAAAGUGUAUCCAGCUAAUGAUCGCUUACCUAAGAAAAAAAUGUGCCAAGCGGGAAAGUUAGACUAUACAGAUAAUCAAGGGCUGUUAUAUAAUAUUAGUAUCUCCUUUGAAGUCAAAAACGGGAUUCCAUGUCAUGUCACCGCUAAUGGAGAUGUAGUUAAACUGGCUAUUGAAGGCAGCUUUGAUCGGUUGCAUCAGAUGGGCUUUGCAGUUGGUUCAGUAAGAUUUGAACACGAUAGUGAGGAUUGGUCUUCUUGGGUAGAUAUAGUCACAAAAGCCAAUCAGCCUAUCCCAGAUCCUGUUGAGGAGGAAGAUGACCGGGGGACAUGGUGCUGGUUCUUACAUCCAGUUGUAGAACAAUAAUAAUCUGGAUGGACACCAUUUGUUCUGUUGAAGUAUUUUGAAACUUACAUAAAGAAUAUUAUAGGGAUAUGUGUAGGAAAACAUGUAUAAA